AUGGGACUCCGCGACUCGUUUCGACGGCGAUUCGAUGUACCGCUUGAAUCCCAUCAGGUGGAGGAGGACUAUUCUACUGCUGUUCGCAUCAGCAAUGAAAGCCAUCUACCCCGGUCUCAAUCAGCGCUGACGCUUUCAGCGAUGCCAGGCGUCGACAGGCGAGUGUCACUGAGUGUCCCACCACUGUAUCCUCUGGAGGAGGUUCCCAGUUACGAAGACAGCCAAUUACAACACAGCUCGGGAGUACAGAGAGCACCAGCCAUGCCUGUUGCGCGGCAUUCAUAUGUUGCACCCCAGGCAAUGACUUUGGAACCUCUGCUGUCACUGCUGCUGCAGAACCUGGUGGCCAACGUGCCGCCUUCACCACGGAGGAUAUCACAAACUGAGCAACACAUCCAAAAUGAACGGGCGCAACGGAUCAAGCAAUUGGGCCUUAAGUUUUUGAACGCUAGGCAACAUACAGCGUUGGCUCUAUGUCGCGACAUCUCGUUAUCUACACCUUUAUGGGGUCUUUUUCAACUGUGGAAACAAGUUUUUUUUGGCCAUGAAGGUAGCCUGGAGGCUAUAUUGAACACAUCGCUAACCCUGGCACGAGUGCUGGAGCAUUUUUUGACUGGUGUAUGGUGCAUUGUGAGCGCAUUCUUGACUUAUGCUGUGAUCGAUGGGUUAUUAGUCAGAUGGAUUGUGACAUAUAGCACGAGUGCAGCUAUUGUCCGUGUACUUCUGAUGCUGAUUAUGUUAAUAGCUUUGGAGCUGUACUUAGUGUCGACUUUCCUGGCUCAAGGUUACACGUAUGGAUUGCACAUAUGGAUUUUGAUCAGUUGCGCUUUAACGUUAUUGUACACUGUCCAAAAUUUUAUCACAAGCAAUAUCGAUGUCAAGGGAAAGAAACGAAGACGAUUUUUUGACUUUUACAAAAUCGUUGUAUUUGCAGUGGUCCCCGUGGGCAUGGCUCUGUUCAUCACUAUGAUUGUUUUAUUAAGAUCAUUGCUCAUCCUACGGAUAGACAUCGAAGAUGUAAGAGGUCACUGGCAUAGUAAUAUUUGA
Messenger RNA from Diutina rugosa, 1047 nucleotides. RefSeq lists its product as uncharacterized. The transcript has a single exon. The coding region runs from base 1 to 1047 and encodes 348 amino acids. The record is from RefSeq and is a predicted model, not a curated record. NCBI's taxonomy places the organism in Eukaryota, Fungi, Ascomycota, Pichiomycetes, Serinales, Debaryomycetaceae. Gene Ontology annotation, biological process: cellular response to oxidative stress; protein N-linked glycosylation. Gene Ontology annotation, cellular component: endoplasmic reticulum membrane.